GUUCAGGAGCGCUCGUCGUCAUCGUAAAAUGGGUCGACAACAAACCCCGCAGUUGCUCAGCUGACGGCGUGGCAGACGGCGGCGCUGCCCACUGACAUGGAUUACUUAAUUCCGAUUAUGCUGCUGUCUCUGUGCGCAUGGGCCGGCGCGUACGAGCCUCUGGACAUCGUAAUGCAACGACGGCGGAACGCGUAUCCAAUAUACGCUAGCAACUUUGUGGACGAGUAUGAGCCUUACGCGGUAGCCGCCUUCCCGAUGCACGCGCCCAUGCACAUCUUCCAAGUCAUUUCACCCGCGCCCUAUGCAAGCAAGUUGAGGAAACAAAUAAAACGCCCUCAACCCAAUAGAGAUUUGCACGCAUAUGCCUCGUCCAACGUAGAGCAAGCCUACGAGCCCUAUACCUACGAACACAUAUACGAAGAUUCGGUUUCUCAGCCAAAAUACAAAGGCAAAGGGAAGCCAUAUGAGGAGGAGGCCUCAUCAGUAGUUGUGUACGCUCGGCCGAAUAAAAGUGGAGGUUACACUUACCGCAAGCCGCCUGCGCCGACGCCGACGCCGGCGCCGCACGUGCAACGAGAACCAAUCAUAAUAAGAAUUCAUAAAUACAGAGUAAUCCAUUAGCUCGCCUGCAGACAGCGCGCGACACAAACAAAUGUGAUAGUAUUUAUGUUCUAUUUUAGAUUUUGAUAUCAUUGGCGUAGCGAGCUUUCUUUGAGAAAUGACAUACUCCUUCCGC
This is a messenger RNA of Vanessa tameamea, 736 nucleotides long. RefSeq lists its product as uncharacterized. The record is from RefSeq and is a predicted model, not a curated record. Lineage: Eukaryota; Metazoa; Arthropoda; Insecta; Lepidoptera; Nymphalidae. The transcript is spliced from 2 exons. The coding region runs from base 97 to 621 and encodes 174 amino acids.